UUUUAAAUUUAAGCAAACACUUCGUUUUUGAUUGUCAAUUUUGAAUCUGAAGUCCUGUAUCAAGGUCACCCACUGCGUUGUGCAUCUGACGCCCCAGCUGCUAGACCUAAGCCUACACACUGCACACUUCCCGUGGCCCGGUAAGGAAAAAAAACCUCGUCUUCGUCGGCUCCUUCUCAGAGCCGGUAUUAACCGUUGCUGUUGGCUCCAUCCGAGAGCCGGUACUGGAGGCCUUGUGCCGGUACUGACACCUCCUUCGGUAGAGCCGGGAGUUCCGAUACUGGGUACCUUAACCUGCCCAUCCCUAGUUUAGGGAGGAUGUAUUCAUACUCCCUCCCCCAACUCUGCUGUCUGUAUCGGUCCCCUCUACUUCAUCUGAACCGGCCCCAUCAUCAGACCCAUUUCUGCUCUCACCGACCCAUCUACUUUAUCUGAACCGGCCCCAUCAUCAGACCCACUUCUGCUCUCACCGACCCCUUCAACUUCAUCUGAACCGGCCCCAUCAACACAUAGGCCUCACUCAUUUUCACAAGAUCCAAUCAUGCGAAAGAGAAUAAUCACACCGAAGAAAAGGGCGAACAAAUUAACAUAUGAAAUCGCGAAAAAGGAGAAACAACUGUCUUUGAUGGAAAAGAAAUAUGACGAAUUGAAACAGGAAAUGAUAAAACAGGCAAAAAUGAAAAGUCAGUACAGUGUGAAGAACAUGAAGAGAAGGGAAGAAAGAAAUGUUAAGCUCAGGAUGGGACUCAGGCAGGAGAAAAGCAGGUUGACUUCGCUAAUAAAUAAGAAGGAAACAGAAAAUGAGUUUUUGAAAAAGCAGCUGAAGGAAAGAAUACAGGAAAAUGCCAAACUCAAGACGAAGAUGUUCAAGCAGAGGAAAAAAGUGAGAAGGUUGCUGAAGGAGAAGAAGGCAGCAAUUGCAAGAGCGAGAUACCAUGGAAGGAGACAUGACACAAAGAAAGCUGAAGAGCUGGUUGAGGAGGAAAAAGAAGCAGAAGUUGAGAUUGAGACUACAAACACAAAGGGAGAGUUUACAGAUGAGACAAGAUUUUGUGUGAUGGAUUUGACAGGACUGGAAGUGGCUACAGGAAAGAUUGGACAGGUGAUGGAAGCUGUUGGAUCAUUUUGUAGAGUGAAGUUUAGUCAGCUGCCGAGUAGGACAGCAUGUCAGAGGAUUGUUGACGAGGGACAGGUGUUGGCGAAGACUUUCAUCAGGAAGAAGGCACUGAAAAGAAGCAAAGGAUUUGGUAUGCAUAAAGAUGGAACAACAAGGAAGAAAGUAAAGAUUCUGGAUACGUCGAUCAGUACGGAAGAAGGAGAAGCAUACUGUUUGGGUUGGACAUCAGUUGUGUCAGAGACUGGACAGGCAAUAGCAGAGGAGAGAACAGAAAAGUUAGGAGAAGUCAUGGGAAAGUCAAAGGAAAGUGAAAAGAUUGAGAUUUUAAAAAAGAUGAAGUAUUACAUGAAUGACAGGGCAGCGAAUGAAAAGAAGAGCAACAGGCUGUUGGACGAAUAGAGAGAUGAGAUGCCGGAAAGACAUGGAGAGCAAGCGACAGAUGUGCAGCAUCUACACUGUGCGGCGCAUGUCUUGCUAGGAUUUCACAGUUAUGUGCUCACAGCCAUCAAGAAGUUGGAAUUCAUUCCAAAGGGAGAGGUAAAACAACCGGUGGCUGUGAUGCUGAGAGAUGCAUCAGGUUUGUUGGGCCCUGUGGGGGAUUACAGAGGACUUAGGAAUGAGUGGGGAGCGUACUGUCUGGAGAGAGAAAGGAAUGAAAAGCUGUAUAAAAUCCUACAAAGACAACCGGUUCAAUGGUCUCUUUGAGGUUGCUGCCCAGGUAUUCCACCAUCAUGAGGGGUGGAUGAGGACUUCAUCAAACUUUUGGAAUCCCAUAAAAACAUAAAUGCAAAACAAACCCGUCUGUACGACGCCCUUUUGGAUCCAAGUUUGAUUCUUUUAUCUUUGUGUUUAGGAUUUUUUUUCUCAUUCAGUCACUGGCCCCUUUUGGACAAUGGUAAUCUCUCCAAAGUCAACCUACCUGGAAUUCAAAGACCUUAUUCAGAAGCUGAAGGAGGACUUACAACAUUGUGUCACCAACCCCGUACGUAGGGUGUCCAGGAAGAGUGUUGUUGAGACAAGUUUGGAGUUUAUGGCUCGGGCUGGAGGACGGUAUUGGGUCGUGGCUAACGGGAAGGAGGUCCAGAGAAAGUUUUAAAAAUUUCAAUAAAGGAAGAACAAUGACAACGGUCAGUCUAUUCUGCAUUCUUUCUUCAAUUACAAAGUGUGCAUGCUUUUACUAAUCCAGUUCUCUACUUACAUUUUUGUGAGAAAUUGAUCCUGAGCAUUGCUUAGCAAGGAGGAAUCUUUUAUGUUGCCAAAUUCCUUUCAAAUAUUAUGACUUUGGGAGAAGAUAUGACUAAUGUUCUUUAUAAAUCUUUAAAGAAUACCACCUUUUUAACCUGUUAAUGUCUUUACAACGUAAAAAGUAUGAUAGAUAUUAGAAAUCUGACAGUAUGACUAGAUUCUGCAUUAAAAGCUGCACUAGACUGCCAAGUUUCAUUUACAUAACCCGAGAAAUAAGCGAGCUAUGAUGAAUUUUCGUCUCAAAACACACUGAAAACCGCCACAUUUUUACGAAUAAAUGUCUUCAUAACUUUAAAAGUAUGAUAGCUAUGAAAAAACUGAAAGCAGGACUAGAUUCUGCACUAGAAAAUGUACUUAGUUGCCAAGUUUCAUUUACAUACUCCGAGAAAUGAGCGAGUUAUGGCGAAUAUUGUCUCA
Messenger RNA from Aplysia californica (California sea hare), 2779 nucleotides. RefSeq lists its product as uncharacterized. The transcript is spliced from 2 exons. Lineage: Eukaryota; Metazoa; Mollusca; Gastropoda; Aplysiida; Aplysiidae. The coding region runs from base 542 to 1516 and encodes 324 amino acids. The record is from RefSeq and is a predicted model, not a curated record.